Exophiala bonariae is the source of this 2118-nucleotide messenger RNA. RefSeq lists its product as uncharacterized. The coding region runs from base 1 to 2118 and encodes 705 amino acids. The transcript has a single exon. Gene Ontology annotation, biological process: positive regulation of transcription by RNA polymerase II. The record is from RefSeq and is a predicted model, not a curated record. Lineage: Eukaryota; Fungi; Ascomycota; Eurotiomycetes; Chaetothyriales; Herpotrichiellaceae. Gene Ontology annotation, molecular function: metal ion binding; transcription cis-regulatory region binding.
AUGUCAUCAAGCGCCACCUCCAGCCCGGCUGCAUCUAAACAAUAUCCUUCGUCCGUUCAGUCCAAUUACUCCCAGUCUCCUGCCGUUAAUACCAUCGACUCCUCGUCAAAACGCAGUAAUAGCUCGACUGGUGGCAUUUCAACUUCCUCGACGCGUCCUAUUCCACUUCCCCGUGGAGGUCAGUCACUCAGAAAGAAUCACAAACAAAAGAGCAAACCUCGUCUAGUCGACGAAGACGCCAUGGCCGAGGUCUCUGCCAUGAGGUCCAUCAAUAGCCGGAAGGGUCAGACUUCCAUCACCCAUCUCAUGAACUUUACUUUGCCACCCCGCCCUCAGCACCAUUACCAACACCACUUCAACAACCGCAAUCAAAGGCGAAAUCCCGUCUGGGGCCUUGGCUCAGGCUAUCACGCUGUCGACAAAGCUCGCUAUGUUCAUGCCAACUAUCGUUUCAUAGUCCGGCCCGAUCGAGAAUACCAUGCUCAGACCACCGACGCAGAUGUCUACGUGAGCUGGGAUGCAGUCCUUCAGGUCCUGGCUUCCGCCGAUACCCAGGCUGCCAGUUGUCCCAUCUGUCUGUCUACUCCUGUUGCUCCACGCAUGGCAAAGUGCGGCCACAUCUUUUGUUUACCAUGCUUGAUCCGGUACAUGCAUUCCACCGAUGAUUCCACCCCCGUCAAUGAAAAGCGUGCCCGGUGGAAAAAGUGCCCCAUAUGUGAAGAUAGCAUUUAUAUUUCUGAGGUCAGACCUGUCAGGUGGUUCACUGGCCAGGAUGCCAGUGAACUGCGAGAAGGAGGUGAUGUCCUGCUCAAACUUCUCAAGCGUGAGCCAGCGACCACCCUGGCACUCCCUCGCGACGCUGCAGAUAGCUAUGGCUGUCAUGAGGACAUUCCUUGGUUUCAUGUGGCUGAGAUCAUGGAGUACGCUCGGUUCAUGAAGGGAGGAGAAGAUUAUAUGACUACUCAGUACGACCUAGAGAUCAGCACCCUGGAAACUCAAGAGAAGGACGAUGAGAUCAUGUAUGGAGACGAUAAUACCUGGACCCGCAAAGCCGUCUCUUCCAUUAGCGAGGCCAAAGAAAAACUCUCUGGCUUAGGCAACCCUCCAGGAUCCGCACUUCCGGACACCAACCCUUUGGAGAUCGAUAUCCCAGAUUCAUGGGAUGAUGAGGUCCGGAACGGACAGUCUGCGUUGACCAGUGCGAUUCAGGCACUAGCUGUCGAGCAACCUGCGACUGCGAUCAAUUCAGUGCAUACUACAAGACCCCGAGCGGGAUCCGGUCGUCCAUCAGGUUCCCCCUUUUAUUUCUACCAUGCCCUACCGAAUUUCUUCCUGUCUCCUUUGGACAUUCGCAUACUCAAAACGGCUUUUGGCAACUUUGCCGCUUUCCCUUCUACAAUCCUGCCACGGGUUGAGCACAUUUCAACCGGGCAUAUAGUGGACGAUGACUUACGCAAAAGAGCCAAAUACAUGGCCCAUCUACCAUUUGGAUGUGAGGUGACCUUUCUCGAGUGCGACUGGACGGACAUCAUUAGUCCAACCAUUUUGGGCCAGUUUCAUGAUGAUAUUGCUCGCAGGAGGAAACGCAACCAGGACAAAGAAAAUCGCGAAGAGAGAGACAGGAUUAGAGCAGAGAAAGAAGAGGAAGACAAACGAUACGCCGCAUCACGGCGCAGGAGACCCAGUUCAGUGCCGAAGAGCUUCAGUGAGGCUGAUUUCCGACCAUUGGUGGAUGCCAAUACCCAUCCAAAUUCAUCCCCUGGCGAGUCUGCACUUGGAAGUACUCCACCAUGGGGCAAUACCCGAGCGCACUCGUCGUUUGCUACCUUGGCAACACCUGGCACCAGUCCGGAGGCCCCGAGGACUGUCUGGGGUACUGCUGCCAUAGGAUCCAAUUCUCCAACCCUCGUGGAUGCCCCUUUGCCAAUUGCACGUGACGAUGGAUGGCUGCAAGGCUGGGAGAAGGACUUACUCGAUGAAAAUAGUGCAAUCGCCAUGGUCGAAGCAAGCUUGAAAGGUGAGAGCAGCACUUCUGCCCGUAUAAGCCAUGGCUCUGCCAAGAAGGGUAAGAAGAAGAAGAUCACUCUGAUGUCGACAAACAACCGCCGCGGAGCAUGA